AUGGAAGUGGAAGAAGACAACAGAAUAGGAAGGACAAGAGACCUCUUCCAGAAAAUCAGAAACAUUAGAGGCAAAUUUCAGGCAAAAAUGGGCAUGAUCAAAAACAAAGAUGGCAGGGACCUAACAGAAGCUGAAGAGAUCAAGAAAAGGUGGCGAGAAUAUACAGAAGAUCUGUAUAGGAAGGAUAAUAAUAUAGAGGAUAGCUUUGACAGUGUGGUGAGUGAAUUAGAACCAGACAUCCUGAGGAGUGAGGUUGAAUGGGCCUUAAGAAGCAUUGCUAACAACAAGGCAGCAGGAGACGAUGGGAUCCCAGCUGAGCUGUUUAAAAUCUUGGAAGGUGAUGCUGUCAAGAUAAUGCAUGCCAUAUGCCAGCAAAUAUGGAAAACACAAGAUUGGCCAUCAGAUUGGGGAAAAAAAUCAAUUUAUAUCCCCAUACCAAAAAAGAGAAAUGCAAAAGAAUGCUCAAACUUCCGUACAGUGGCACUUAUUUCCCAUGCCAGUAAGGUAAUGUUCAAGAUCCUGCAAGGAAGACUCCAGCAAUACAUGGAGCAAGAGUUGCCAGAUGUACAAGCUGGGUUCAGAAAAAGCAGAGGAAGGAGAGACCAAAUUGCCAAUAUCCACUGGAUAAUGGAGGAAGCCAGGGAGUUUCAGAAAAACAUCUACUUCUGCUUUAUUGACUAUUCUAAAGCCUUCGACUGUGUGGAUCAUAAUAAACUAUGGCAUGUU
Messenger RNA from Anolis carolinensis (green anole), 726 nucleotides. RefSeq lists its product as uncharacterized. The annotation marks the transcript as partial. The transcript has a single exon. The record is from RefSeq and is a predicted model, not a curated record. Lineage: Eukaryota; Metazoa; Chordata; Lepidosauria; Squamata; Anolidae.